AUGGAACUCAUGGAGCUCGUUGAUCACGAGCCCGCGCCUCGCCCAUUCCGGUGCGACUGGCAGUCUUGCAACAAGAGCUUCAACCGCAAGUCAGAUUUGCAGCGGCACUACCGCAUACAUACGAAUGAGCGGCCAUACCAGUGCAACACGCCUGGCUGUGGCAAGAGCUUCAUCCAGCGCAGUGCCCUGACUGUGCACAUCCGUACUCACACUGGCGAGAAGCCGCACAUGUGCCAGCACUCCGGCUGCAACAAGCGUUUUUCAGACUCGUCGAGUCUGGCUCGCCAUCGGCGAAUCCACACCGGCAAGCGGCCGUACAAGUGCGCCCAUGACGGCUGCUUGAAGAGCUUCUGCCGCAAGACCACUAUGGUCAAACACCAGCGCCGCUCGCACCAGCGCGGCAUUCACUCGUCGGAGCUAGACGACUGCACAUCCGAGUCGGGCAGCGACGAGUCGCCGUCCACCCCCAAGAGCAGCGCCAUGCACUGGCCGUCGGCACCACAGGGCAUGGUCGUCAACGGCCUGCCGCACCACGCCCACGGCCUGCAUCGCGCCCAGUCCUUUGCCGACUUUGGCCAGAACGUCAGCUACGGCAUGCCACAGCACUUCGCCGCGGCCGCCCAGCAGCAACAGCACCACCACCGCCACAACUUGUCCGGCGGCCAGCAUGAGUACAGCCACCCGAUUCACGACCCGUCCGCUGUCGGUGCGGUUGUUGUCACGACCAUGGCGCCACACCACGCGGGCAUGCCCAUCCUGCACCGCGCCGCCAGCCUGCCGCAGCAUCCAUACUACGUGACGGAUCAGAACAACCCGGGCGUGGCCACCAUGAACACCAACUCGCCCAUGUCCGCUGCUGCCCCGUUCCACCACCAGAUCCCGCGCCAGUCGGUUGAGCGCAUUGCCGUGGAAAUUCCCUACUCGGCGACACCCGGUCUGGCGGCAUCGAUCCAGAGCAGCCCCAGCAGCUUCUCCACGUCAGGCCGCAGCCCCUCAACACAGGACGGCUUCUAUACGCACCAGGCACCGCAGGCAGCUACGUAUGCGCUGCACACCGCUUCGCCCAUCGAACACCACGCGCCCAUGGUGCACUAUGCCACGGCACCACCCAACCAACAGGCUCCCGUCCCCCAGCCGGCGCCGCAGCACCACGCCGCGCCGACGUCACAGCCGCAGCAGCACGCGGGUGAAGAGCAGUGGUACAACAGCGUGCCGUACCAGUCGCCAGUCGAGGUGUCUGUGCCGCAGAUGGCACAGAUUCCACCGUACGGCUCGACCGUGUACGACCCGUGGGGUGAGGCAAAGAUUGAGUUUGAGACAUCUGGCAUUCAGAUGCCAAGCGCACGCAUCGAGCAGAUGUAA
Messenger RNA from Sporothrix brasiliensis 5110, 1362 nucleotides. Its product is annotated as c2h2 finger domain containing protein. The record is from RefSeq and is a predicted model, not a curated record. Lineage: Eukaryota; Fungi; Ascomycota; Sordariomycetes; Ophiostomatales; Ophiostomataceae. The transcript is spliced from 3 exons. Gene Ontology annotation, biological process: regulation of transcription by RNA polymerase II. Gene Ontology annotation, molecular function: RNA polymerase II cis-regulatory region sequence-specific DNA binding; DNA-binding transcription factor activity, RNA polymerase II-specific. Gene Ontology annotation, cellular component: transcription regulator complex; PcG protein complex. Bases 1 to 1362 code for a protein of 453 amino acids.